AUGAUACGGAUCACUGUUAACGAUGGUAGCUAUGUCUUUCUGGUCGAACGCAUCCACGUCGUCCGCGCACCCUUCUUCAACAGGCGGAAAGACAAGCUAUACCUUGGUUGCAUGGCCAUGAUAAUCAUUACGUACAGCUCAGUCGCCAUCAAUGCAUACUGCAACCACGUCGUCGAGUUACGUGCGUCAGACGGUCGGUGCCACUUUGGCAUUCGCGGUGCCGUGUCAAUACCGUUCACGGUCGUAAACUUCUUCACAGAUGCGGUUUUGACAGCCGUCUUCUUUUACCUGCUUUGUCCUAUCGUACAGAUACCCGGUGUAUCUGCUCUCUCCAAAAUCUUCAAGAUAAAACCGAACAAAGAAGGAAAUACAGUCGAUAGUGGGAAUGAUACCCCGGCUCGAAAGAACAUUAGGACGCUAUUAUGGAAGAGCAUCAUCGGCUCACUGUUGAUCGAAAUUCCAAUGGCGGCGAACAUGAUCCAGUUCGUCUUGACAGAUGGCGAGGAACUGGGUAUGAUCUGUCUUACAAUCUGCCUAGUCGAUGUAUGUUGGGAUGCGCUGAUAAUCCAUUGGCUGACCUUCAGUGCGUCCGGCUCGGCCGCCGAGAAGGACUUGUCGCGAUCGACGGUGGUUUCCAGUGAGGAGUCAUCGCACGACCAGAUACCACCUAGAAGCCGUUCUCGAUUGAGCCUUGGAGGCGAAGCCAAAUCCGUCAAGCAAGAAACGACCGAGAAGUCCAAUGAUUUACAACUCGAUGCAAUAGACUUCCGGUGCGAGAGCCCCCGAGAUUCAAUAACUGAUCUGAUACGGCCCGCGGCUGUGAAGUGA
Alternaria arborescens is the source of this 828-nucleotide messenger RNA. RefSeq lists its product as hypothetical. The record is from RefSeq and is a predicted model, not a curated record. Bases 1 to 828 code for a protein of 275 amino acids. The transcript is spliced from 2 exons. NCBI's taxonomy places the organism in Eukaryota, Fungi, Ascomycota, Dothideomycetes, Pleosporales, Pleosporaceae.